UUUACGCCAUGGACUUCUCUGGUCUCCUACGGGGGCCCAGUCCACAUCCCCGAACUCGGGCCUGUGUCCUGCCCAGUGCACCCCUUCCUUUCAGGACUGGUGCUGAGAUUCACUCAUGCCCUCGUCACUCCUUCCACGAUGGGCCUGGGGUGCUGCUGCCAUCCCUGCCCAGGGACCUCUGGGCCACAAGGAGGUUCUCCUGGAGACAUGGAUGCUGCAGAGGAGGCCCAGGCCCCAGACAGCAGCCUUGAGGAGCAGGAGGCCCCAGCACCAGAGCCCACAGCCAUAGGGAGGCCGGAGCCCCUGACCCCUUCCACCGCAGACGUGAAUCCACCUCUGGCACCAGCGCCAGUGCACUCCACAUCCCCGGGAGCCCCCGAGGAGAUGGAGGUGCCAGGGCCUGAGACACUGCGGGAGGAGGCAACCAGCCCCUGGAGCGGGCCAGAGGAGCUGGAGCUGGAGCUUCGGGAUGGACAGAGGUGCGUGCAGGCCCGACUCAGCCUCGCCAAGGGCCUGUGCUGGGGCCCGUUCCGUGGGAGCAUCCAGACCAGAGCACCAUCCCCUGGGCAGGCAGAACCGGGCCCGGCCCUGACCCUGCUGCUCACAGAUGCAGCCUGCUGGCUGAGGACGCUGCCCCAGGCCCUGACCGAGGCUGACGCCAACUCGGAGAUCUACAGGAAGGAUGGCAGCCUCUGGUGCAGGGUCACCAGGCCGGUGCCCGCGGGCGAGGCCCUGUGUGCACUCCUGACGGCCAAGCCCCGGGGCACCCCCAGCCAUCCCACGAAGGAGGAACCAGCAGAGCCCGAGAACCCUGCCCCAGUGCCCCCUGACAUCCAGCUGCUGCCCCAGCAGGCCGGCAUGGCGUCCAUCCUCGCCACAGCAGUCAUCAACAAGGACGUCUUCCCGUGCAAGGACUGUGGCAUCUGGUACCGCAACGAGCGCAACCUGCAAGCCCACCUCCUCUACUACUGCGCCAGCCGCCAGGGUGCCAGCUCCCCAGCCGCGGCAGCCACAGAGGACAAGCCUAAGGAGCCAUACCCCAACGAGCGGAUCUGCCCCUUCCCACAGUGCCGUAAGAGCUGCCCCAGCGCCAGCUCCCUGGAGAUCCACAUGCGCAGCCACAGCGGAGAGCGGCCCUUUGUAUGCCUCAUCUGCCUGUCGGCCUUCACCACCAAGGCCAACUGCGAACGCCACCUCAAGGUGCACACAGACACGCUCAGCGGUGUCUGUCACAGCUGUGGCUUCAUCUCCACCACUCGGGACAUCCUCUAUAGCCACCUGGUGACCAGCCACAUGGUCUGCCAGCCCGGCUCCAAGGGGGAGAUAUACUCGCCAGGUGCAGCACACCCAGCUGCCAAGCUGCCUGCAGACGCCCUCGCCAGCCUCCAGAAGCACGCAGGCCUGCAUGGUCCCCUGGCCUCCGCGGACCUAGGCCUGGCACCCAUCCCAUCACCAGGCCUGGACAAGACCCUGGUUGAGGCCACCAACGGAGAGGCCCAGAAUGGGAGCGGCGGCGAGACCCCCGCGAUCCCCAAGAACGUCAAGGUGGAGGCGGCCGAGGAGUCGGAGGCAGCGCGCGUGCCAGGCCAGGCAGAGCCUGCACCCCGGGCCCCGUCGCGGACGCCGUCGCCCCACAGCCCCGGUGCGGCCCGCGUGAAGGCCGAGAUGCCCAGUCCCACGCCUGGCGCCAGCCCCGCACCCGGAGAGCUGGGUUUGGCCGGCGCGCUUUUCCUGCCGCAGCUCGUGUUCGCGCCAGACGCGGGCGCCGCCCCCGGCCCCGCGGCGCCCCAGGCCUCGGAGAUCCUGGCCAAGAUGUCGGAGCUGGUGCACAGCCGGCUGCAGCAGGGCGCGGGGGCGCCGGCCGCGCUGCUGGCGGGGACCAAGGGUGCCACGUGCUUCGAGUGCGAGAUCACCUUCAACAACGUCAACAACUUCUACGUGCACAAGCGCCUCUACUGCUCCGGCCGGCGCCCGCCCGAAGACGCGCCCGCCGCGCGCAGGCCCAAGGCGCCACCGGGCGGCGCGCCUGCAGAACCCGAUGCGCCGCGAUCGCCGCCGGCGCCCGGGGCGCGUGAGGACGAGGCGGGCGGCGCAGCCACGCCCGAGGCCGAUGGGCCCGGCCGGGGCAGCGAGGGCAGCCAGAGCCCGGGCAGCUCAGUGGACGACGCGGAGGACGACCCCAGCCGUACACUGUGCGAGGCCUGCAACAUCCGCUUCAGCCGCCACGAGACCUACACGGUGCACAAGCGCUACUACUGCGCCUCGCGCCACGACCCUCCGCCGCGCAGGCCACCCGCUCCCGCUCCCGCUCCAGGGUCCGCGGCGCCCACGCUGACCACGCCGCCUGUGCGCACGCGCCGGCGCCGCAAGCUGUACGAGCUGCACGCGCCCGGCUCCGCCCCCGCACCGCCUGGCCAUGGCCCCCCAGCGGCUGGCCCCGCGCCCGAGCCCCCCGGCUCCCCCGGACCCGGAGGCGGAAAUGGGAGCGCCGGUCCCGCCCCCGCGCGCUCGCCCGCGCCGGCCGCCGCCGACGGCCCCAUCGACCUGAGCAAGCGGCCGCGCCGACAGCCCCACGACGCGCCCGCCGCGCUGCCCGCGCUGGCCGACUACCACGAGUGCACGGCCUGCCGCGUGAGCUUCCACAGCCUCGAGGCCUACCUGGCUCACAAGCAGUACGCGUGCCCCGCCGCGCCACUGCGCCCGGCCGCCGUGUGCCCCUACUGCCCGGCCAAUGGGCGUGCGCGCGGCGACCUGGGGGAGCACCUACGCCGGGCACACGGCCUGCGGGACAGCCCCCCGCCGCGCUCCCCGUCCCCGCCGCCCGCGCCCGCCGAGGCCCCCGCCGACCCGGGCGCCCCCACCCCCGGUAAGGGCCCGCCCGCGCCUCCCACGCCCGGUGGCCACCGCUACUGCCGCUUGUGCAACAUCCGGUUCAGCAGCCUGUCCACCUUCAUCGCUCACAAGAAGUACUACUGCUCCUCGCACGCCGCCGAGCACGUGAAGUGACAGGCGGCCUGGGACUCGGGGUCGGUGCGACCCAGGCCACCGCGGGGGCGACCGCGCGCCCUUCCUGUCCAGGACGCGCACCCCUCCCACUCUGCCAGGCUCGCCUCCGUCUCCAGUGCAGCCGACCCCGGAAAAGGCUGGACGCCUCUCUGCCACCCGAGGCUGGCGUGGGGCUGGAGCCUGGCUGCAGGCCUGGGUUUGCACAGAAUAGACGGUCAGCCGAGUGCGGUGAUAACACCUGUAAUCCCAACCUUGAGGGAGGGUAAGGUAGGAUUCGAAGUUCAAGACCAGCCUGGGCAGUGUAGUGAGACCCCAUCUAAAAAUAAAAAAGGGCUGGAGAUGGAGCUCAGUGGUAGAGCGCUCGGUGCCAGGCCCAGAAUGCGCGUAUGAGCACUAAA
Heterocephalus glaber (naked mole-rat) is the source of this 3404-nucleotide messenger RNA. It is a transcript of the gene Zfpm1, whose product is annotated as zinc finger protein, FOG family member 1. NCBI's taxonomy places the organism in Eukaryota, Metazoa, Chordata, Mammalia, Rodentia, Bathyergidae. Gene Ontology annotation, cellular component: nucleus. Gene Ontology annotation, biological process: erythrocyte differentiation; heart development; positive regulation of transcription by RNA polymerase II. The record is from RefSeq and is a predicted model, not a curated record. Gene Ontology annotation, molecular function: RNA polymerase II-specific DNA-binding transcription factor binding.